This is a messenger RNA of Drepanopeziza brunnea f. sp. 'multigermtubi' MB_m1, 2988 nucleotides long. RefSeq lists its product as uncharacterized. NCBI's taxonomy places the organism in Eukaryota, Fungi, Ascomycota, Leotiomycetes, Helotiales, Drepanopezizaceae. The record is from RefSeq and is a predicted model, not a curated record.
AUGGAUAUACUUUAUUAUGAUCCUUGUACUUACUCCAGAGUCCAGACGAAAAGAUUCGUUUGGGCUUGGCCGCUGUCCGAGCGUGGGGUGCGGAGAGUCCGUACGGAGCAUCGCGCACAGCAACAAACUCCUCUUAGGACUCCGCGGACCGUACUACUUACUACUACGACUGCUGCUACUACUUACUACUACUACUACUACUACUACUACUACUACUACUAUUACUACUACUACUACUGCUACUACUGCUACUACUGCUACUACUACUACUACCACUACUACUACUACAAGAACAACCUCUCUCCCACCCGCCCACCGACCCUUGAAUGCGCCGCUGCCACUGCCCGGCCAGUCUCGGAGCACAGGCCCACCAGACUUCAACUAUUCGAACUCUUCUUGGGACGGUGGAGGAAAGAGGAGGAGUACGGGCUGUGCAGCUGCCCAACCGGCGAGAAGAUGGGACGAAGCAGCAAAUUCACCUUUCCAAUCCCGGGUAGGAAGCGCAAAGAUGCAACGCCAGCUCUAGUUCCGCCUCCACCGGUAGGGGGUAGUCUCUCGAAGGCACAGAAGAUAUUGGGUACUACCUCCGAUUCCACUACCGGUACAUCGCAAAUCCCAGAGGAGAUCCACCCACGGAGGCUCCCAGGCUCGACCGCGGGUGGCAUGACCAUAUCGAUUUCGGACUCGUCGGGAGGAAGCAUUCGUGAGCAGGAGCCAUGGCGCCACGAGCCGGAGGCUUUGGCGAGGAACCAUGUGCUCAACCAGAAAGCUUCAUCUGUUUUACUCAGAACGCAGCACCUGGAGGAUGGGAUCACAGCCACCUCGGAUCGGAGCCGACCUUUGACGAAUAAGGACUCGUCUUCUACUUUGAGGUCCGGCUACGAUCGACGGAAGAUUCCGUUGUCGAUAUCUCAGCAAACCUCGGCUUCUUCUGCUCGGGACAUGGCGUUGAGGAAAGAAUACCCUUUAGCUGCCCAGAGGAGUCCAUUGUUGGAUGAAGUUUCCCUUGACCAGCUCGAUGAUCAAUUUCGAGUGGCCAUCAAACAGCCAAAUGAGAUGCCCUGCUUCGACGCGAGCGAAGUUCCAGAAAGAAAGAAGAAGCUCCACCUGUCCACGCUGUUCACCAAAUCACGGAAAGCCGGAGAAAAGCCACCCGACUCCGGAUACGUGUCGCCUAAUCUGUCUUCGAGUUCCGCAGACGGCCCGCGAAUAGCGACCUUCUUUCCAGAAGUGGCACGUCGUAAGCUGAAUAAGUCGCAAUCCAGGGAAUCGAUGCAGUCCCGGAACUUCAGCAUUCGUUCAGAGAAGUCGUCGUAUCAGACCAACGAAGCACAUGCCCAUUCUUACGAUCAUUAUGACAAUUCGCCUGCACCGUCUCUUUACAUGGAUCAGAUACCGGAAUCUAGAGUCGUGGAUCGUCUCAACACGAGAGACCGCCCCAAGAACGGCGUGGAUUAUGCCAGUUCAAUGGCUACUUCCAUUUCAGAUUCGACGAAACAUGCCGAGCCAAGCUUGAACGCGCCAGAAUGGGAGCUAUUUCCCAGGAGCAAGGUCCGUUCCAUUACCGCACCGGAUCUGGCAUCUUCGAAUUUCCAUCCCCAAAACUUGACCUCAUCCAUUUUAGUACCCUCACCCUGGGACUCUACCAGUGCUGCUAGUAUAUCUAGUCGCAAUACGAGGACGUCAAUGAAUACUGCGGGCAGUAUAGUUUCCCAUGACUUACUAGAGGAGAGCGCCUUUCUGUCGCUAUCGUCAGACACCGAGGAUGAAUCGGACGAUGAAUUGCCCACUGGACUGUCAUCGAGAGGCAAAUCGAAGAAAGAUUUACUCAUGGACGCGUUUCCGCUACCCAGGGACAGCAAGCUAUCCUUCAUGCAGCAGCAACCAGGUGGCCCAACAGCUGGACCCCAUGGCCAGCGAAUGGUCAGACCGCACGAGGCUCCAUGUCUGGCGGUGGGCGAGCGCUCUACUAACCGCCAGCCCGGACCUUCGCCUCCACCUUCGCAAGGCACACCCUCUCCCUCUAGCCAUCAGUCCACCAGACUUCCUACUACAAAAUCUCCCGACAUGUCUUCAUCGAUCAGAUCAGGGCGAUCUUCUCAAUUUCCCAAGACUCUUUCAACCACCUCUACACAGUCCUUACAGAACUCAGUAAGUCCACCCUCGUCACCUGGCUCCAUGACCAGCCGCUUCAUGGCCGUGACCGAGCAAGAGGAAGCGCUCCUCGAGGCCCUUCGCCAGAAACGGUCCCGCAUGCGCGAAGAGAUUAUCGAAGAGCACGAAUCCAUCACAAACCCCCCUCAAGUAGUCGAAACCCACGCCUCGCACCUCUCAGCACGAGGCUCUGUCAACACUAACCGCCAACCAUCCCCCAAACAACAAGCGAUCCUUUUAUAUCUCGAUACCCCCUUGCCCAGGCUCCAACAUGCCGACCAGCGUGAAGCUUCCCCUGACCUCGACGAGGUUUUGAGCUUCGCCUCAGAUGACGACUCGACGCCCAGACAAAGCUGGGUGCCUUCCCGGCGGGAUAAAGCUCGCGCGGAUUCCUCGGCUGCGCCCUCUCAGCGGCAGGAGGCAAGAUACCCCCUGUCGCUUCCUGCCGCGAGACUCAGCGCCGUGGGUGCGUCUCGCGGAUUCAAGCCGGACCGAUCUUCGGGACUCGCAUCGACCGGGAAAGAGAAGCGGAGCACCGGUGUCCGGUUCGUCGACGAAGGGAGGAUCGCUAGCCAGGACAACCCCCUGGUCGACGAUGGAGAGCCCGAGGUGACUUACGUGAAUAUGGAGAGGGGUGCCAUCAUCUCCACGCUGCUCCGAGACUCAGGAUUCCGAGAUCUUCGCCUGCGUGACGUGAACUAUGAUACGUACUUAUGUGACAUGAAAUAUUCUGUGAAGUCCCCCUUCUUCAUGCUGCCAUCCUCGCUUGAUAUAUCAACAACACAAGCAGCAGCUGACUGGCCCCCGACGACUUCCCCAGAUUCACACCAAUAG